CAAUUAUGUUGAAAGCAUAUGAAGCCAAUAUGCAAGAAAUUCAUAGUUUACAAGGCAAAGUUUCUAUUUUGAAACACGAUUUGAGCGAUACAAGUGAAUUGAAUGAGAAAUUGAAAGAAGAAAUUGGAGAGACCUUAAUAAAAUCAGAAAAGUUGAAAAAGAGCAAUGUCACAUUGCAAACUAAAAGUGAUAAUUUACUGUUGCAAAAUGAAAAUUUAAAAUGUACAAUUAAAACAUUGAAAAAGGAGAACGAACAAAUGGUGACAAUAAAACAAAUGGAACAGUUAUUGGACACAAAAUUAGCUAAACUUGAGAAUAGGAUUGUAAAAGGCCUGGUAAAUCCUAUAGGCAUUACCCCUCACGUAGCUACAAAACAAGCAACAAAUAUUGUGAUUGAGGAACAUGAUUCAACCGCUUCAGCUCGUUCUUCUUCGCCAGUGAAAUCAUUCCACGAUGAAUGUACUAACUUGCAAUUAAACAAGUACAUGAUUUACAUUAUAAUAUAUUGA
Aphis gossypii (cotton aphid) is the source of this 509-nucleotide messenger RNA. RefSeq lists its product as uncharacterized. The record is from RefSeq and is a predicted model, not a curated record. The coding region runs from base 6 to 509 and encodes 167 amino acids. NCBI's taxonomy places the organism in Eukaryota, Metazoa, Arthropoda, Insecta, Hemiptera, Aphididae. The transcript is spliced from 4 exons.